Messenger RNA from Rangifer tarandus platyrhynchus (Svalbard reindeer), 5601 nucleotides. The record is from the annotation of a GenBank genome assembly. NCBI's taxonomy places the organism in Eukaryota, Metazoa, Chordata, Mammalia, Artiodactyla, Cervidae.
AUGUCCCAGAAAUCCUGGAUAGAAAGCACUUUGACCAAGAGGGAAUGUGUAUAUAUCAUACCAAGUUCCAAAGACCCUCACAGAUGCCUUCCAGGAUGUCAGAUUUGUCAGCAACUUGUCAGGUGUUUUUGUGGUCGCUUGGUCAAGCAACAUGCUUGUUUUACUGCAAGUCUUGCCAUGAAAUACUCAGAUGUGAAAUUGGGUGACCAUUUUAAUCAGACAUUAGAAGAGUGGUCUGUGGAAAAACAUACAGAACAGAGCCCAACGGAUGCUUAUGGAGUCAUAAAUUUUCAAGGGGGUUCUCAUUCCUACAGAGCUAAGUAUGUGAGGCUAUCAUAUGACACCAAACCUGAAAUCAUUCUACAACUUCUGCUUAAAGAAUGGCAAAUGGAAUUACCCAAACUUGUUAUCUCUGUGCAUGGUGGCAUGCAGAAGUUUGAGCUUCACCCACGAAUCAAGCAGUUGCUUGGAAAGGGUCUUAUUAAAGCUGCAGUUACAACCGGAGCCUGGAUUUUAACUGGAGGAGUAAACACAGGUGUGGCAAAACAUGUUGGUGAUGCCCUUAAAGAACAUGCUUCCAGAUCAUCUCGAAAGAUUUGCACUAUUGGAAUAGCUCCAUGGGGAGUGAUUGAAAACAGAAAUGAUCUUGUUGGGAGAGAUGUGGUUGCUCCUUACCAAACUUUGUUGAACCCUCUGAGCAAAUUGAAUGUUCUGAAUAAUCUGCAUUCCCAUUUCAUAUUGGUGGAUGAUGGCACUGUUGGAAAGUAUGGAGCAGAAGUCAGACUUAGAAGAGAACUUGAAAAAACUGUUAAUCAGCAAAGAAUUCAUGCUAGAAUUGGUCAAGGUGUUCCUGUGGUGGCACUUAUAUUUGAGGGUGGGCCAAAUGUUAUCCUCACAGUGUUAGAAUACCUUCAGGAAAGUCCUCCUGUUCCAGUCGUCGUAUGUGAAGGAACAGGCAGAGCUGCAGAUCUACUAGCAUAUAUUCAUAAGCAAACAGAAGAAGGAGGGAACCUUCCUGAUGCAGCAGAGCCUGAUAUUAUUUCAACUAUCAAAAAAACAUUUAACUUUGGCCAGAGUGAAGCAGUUCAUUUAUUUCAAACACUAAUGGAAUGUAUGAAAAGAAAGGAGCUCAUCACUGUUUUCCACAUUGGAUCAGAUGAACAUCAAGAUAUAGAUGUAGCAAUACUUACUGCACUGCUUAAAGGCACUAAUGCAUCUGCAUUUGACCAGCUCAUCCUUACAUUGGCAUGGGAUAGAGUUGACAUCGCCAAAAAUCAUGUAUUUGUUUAUGGACAGCAGUGGCUGGUUGGAUCCUUGGAACAAGCUAUGCUUGACGCUCUUGUAAUGGAUAGAGUUGCAUUUGUAAAACUUCUUAUUGAAAAUGGAGUAAGCAUGCAUAAAUUCCUUACCAUUCCUAGACUGGAAGAACUUUACAACACUAAACAAGGCCCAACUAAUCCAAUGCUAUUUCAUCUUGUUCGAGAUGUCAAGCAGGGGAAUCUUCCUCCAGGAUAUAAGAUCACUCUAAUUGAUAUAGGACUUGUUAUUGAAUAUCUUAUGGGAGGAACCUAUAGAUGCACCUACACUCGGAAACGUUUUCGAUUAAUAUAUAAUAGUCUUGGUGGAAAUAAUCGGAGGUCUGGCCGAAAUACCUCCAGCAGUACUCCUCAAUUGCGAAAGAGUCAGGAAUCUUUUGGCAAUAGAGCAGAUAAAAAGGAAAAAACUAGGCAUAAUCAUUUCAUUAAAACAGCACAGCCCUACCGACCAAAGAUUGAUACAGCUGUGGAAGAAGGAAAGAAGAAAAGAACCAAAGAUGAGAUUGUAGAUAUUGAUGAUCCAGAAACCAAGCGCUUUCCUUAUCCACUUAAUGAACUAUUAAUUUGGGCUUGCCUCAUGAAGAGGCAGGUCAUGGCCCGUUUUUUAUGGCAGCAUGGUGAAGAAUCAAUGGCUAAAGCAUUAGUUGCCUGUAAGAUCUAUCGUUCAAUGGCAUAUGAAGCAAAACAGAGUGACCUUGUAGAUGAUACUUCAGAAGAGUUGAAACAAUAUUCCAAUGAUUUUGGUCAACUGGCAGUUGAAUUACUGGAACAAUCCUUCAGACAAGAUGAAACCAUGGCUAUGAAAUUGCUCACUUAUGAACUGAAAAAUUGGAGUAAUUCUACCUGUCUUAAGUUAGCAGUUUCUUCAAGACUUAGACCUUUUGUAGCCCACACCUGUACACAGAUGUUGUUAUCUGAUAUGUGGAUGGGAAGGCUGAAUAUGAGGAAAAAUUCCUGGUACAAGGUCAUACUAAGCAUUUUAGUUCCACCUGCCAUAUUAAUGUUAGAAUAUAAAACUAAGGCUGAAAUGUCUCAUAUUCCACAAUCUCAAGAUGCUCAUCAAAUGACAAUGGAAGAUAGUGAAAACAACUUUCAAAACAUAGCAGAAGAGAUUCCCAUGGAAGUAUUUAAAGAAGUAAGACUAUUGGACAAGAAUGAAGGGAAGAAUGAAAUGGAGAUACAAAUAAAAUCAAAAAAGCUUCCAAUCACACGAAAGUUUUAUGCCUUUUAUCAUGCACCAAUUGUAAAAUUCUGGUUUAACACGCUGGCAUACUUAGGAUUUCUGAUGCUUUAUACAUUUGUGGUUCUUGUACAAAUGGAACGAUUACCUUCAGUCCAAGAAUGGAUUGUUAUUGCUUAUAUUUUUACCUAUGCUAUUGAGAAAGUCCGUGAGAUUUUUAUGUCUGAAGCUGGAAAAAUAAGCCAGAAGAUUAAAGUGUGGUUUAGUGAUUACUUCAAUAUCAGUGAUACAAUUGCCAUAAUUUCUUUCUUCAUUGGAUUUGGACUAAGAUUUGGAGCAAAAUGGAACUUUGAGAAUGCAUAUGAUAAUCAUGUUUUUGUGGCUGGAAGAUUAAUUUACUGUCUUAACAUAAUAUUUUGGUAUGUGCGUUUGCUAGAUUUUCUAGCUGUAAAUCAACAGGCAGGACCUUAUGUAAUGAUGAUUGGAAAAAUGGUGGCCAAUAUGUUCUACAUUGUAGUGAUUAUGGCUCUUGUGUUACUUAGUUUUGGUGUUCCCAGAAAGGCAAUACUUUAUCCUCGCGAAGCACCUUCUUGGACUCUUGCUAAAGAUAUAGUUUUUCAUCCAUACUGGAUGAUUUUUGGUGAAGUUUAUGCCUAUGAAAUUGAUGUUUGUGCAAAUGAUUCCACUAUCUCUCAUAUCUGUGGUCCUGGGACAUGGUUGACUCCAUUUCUUCAAGCAGUCUACCUCUUUGUACAGUAUAUCAUUAUGGUCAAUCUUCUCAUUGCAUUUUUCAACAAUGUGUAUUUGCAAGUGAAGGCAAUUUCCAAUAUUGUAUGGAAGUACCAACGUUAUCAUUUUAUUAUGGCUUAUCAUGAGAAACCAGUUCUGCCUCCACCACUUAUCAUUCUCAGCCAUAUAGUUUCUCUUUUUUGCUGCAUAUGUAAAAGAAGGAAAAAAGAUAAGACUUCAGAUGGACCAAAACUUUUUUUAACAGAAGAAGAUCAAAAGAAACUUCAUGAUUUUGAAGAGCAGUGUGUUGAGAUGUAUUUUAAUGAAAAAGAUGACAAAUUUCAUUCUGGGAGUGAAGAGAGAAUUCGUGUCACUUUUGAAAGAGUGGAACAGAUGUGCAUUCAGGUUAAAGAAGUUGGAGAUCGUGUCAACUAUAUCAAAAGAUCAUUACAAUCAUUAGAUUCUCAAAUUGGUCAUUUGCAGGAUCUUUCAGCCCUGACUGUUGAUACAUUAAAAACACUCACUGCCCAGAAAGCUUCAGAAGCUAGCAAAGUUCACAAUGAAAUCACACGCGAAUUGAGCAUUUCCAAACACUUAGCUCAAAACCUUAUUGAUGAUGGUCCUGUAAGACCUUCUGUAUGGAAAAAGCACAGUGUUGUAAAUACACUUAGUUCCUCUCUUCCUCAAGGUGGUCUUGAAAGUAAUAAUCCUUUUCUUUGUAAUAUUUUUAUGAAAGAUGAAAAAGAUUCCCAAUGUAACAUAUUUGGUCAGGAUUUACCUGUAAUACCCCAGAGAAAAGAAUUCAGUUUUCCAGAGGCUGGUUCCUCUUGCAGUGCCUUAUUCCCAAGUGCUGUCUCUCCUCCAGAGCUGCGACAGAGAAUACAUGGAGUAGAAACCUUAAAAAUGUUUAGUAAAAAUCAAAAACCAGGCAAUUCAUCUAACAGUAUACCACAUCUAUCAUCCCCACCAACCAAAUUUUUUGUUAGUACACCAUCUCAGCCAAGUUGUAAAGGCCACUUGGAAACUGUAACCAAAGAUCAAGAAACUGUUUGUUCCAAAGCUGCAGAGGGAGAUAACAUAGAAUUUGGAGCAUUUGUAGGACACAGAGAUAGCAUGGAUUUACAGAGGUUUAAAGAAACAUCAAACAAGAUAAAAGAAAUGUUAUCUAAUGAUAUUCCUUCUGAAAACACUUUGAAACAUGUGAGUUCUCAUGCUGGAUUUACUGAGUGUCACAAAACAACUAUUCCUCUUCAUUCAGAACAAGUGGAAAGUAGCAGUAGAAGGUCAUCUACAGAAGAAACUCAUGAAGUAGAUUCCAAAGCAGCUUUGCUACCGGACUGGUUACAAGAUAGACCAUCGAAUAGAGAAAUGCCGCCUGAAGAAGGAACCUUAAAUGGUCUUGCUUCUCCAUUUAAGCCAGUUAUGGAUACAAAUUACUAUUACUCAGCUGUGGAAAGAAAUAACUUGAUGAGAUUAUCGCAGAGCAUUCCAUUUACACCUGUGCCUCCAAGAGGUGAGCCUGUCACAGUGUAUCGCUUGGAAGAGAGUUCUCCAAACAUACUGAAUAACAGCAUGUCUUCUUGGUCACAGCUGGGCCUCUGUGCCAAGAUAGAAUUUUUAAGUAAAGAGGAGAUGGGAGGAGGUUUACGAAGAGCUGUCAAAGUACAGUGUACUUGGUCAGAACAUGAUAUCCUCAAAUCAGGACAUCUUUAUAUUAUCAAAUCUUUUCUUCCUGAAGUGGUUAACACAUGGUCAAGUAUUUAUAAAGAAGAUACAGUUCUGCAUCUCUGUCUUAGAGAAAUUCAACAACAGAGAGCAGCACAGAAACUCACAUUUGCCUUCAACCAAAUGAAACCCAAAUCCAUACCAUAUUCUCCAAGGUUCCUUGAAGUUUUCCUGCUGUAUUGCCAUUCAGCAGGACAGUGGUUUGCUGUGGAAGAAUGUAUGACUGGAGAAUUUAGAAAAUACAACAACAAUAAUGGUGAUGAGAUUAUUCCAACUAAUACACUGGAAGAGAUUAUGCUGGCCUUUAGCCACUGGACUUACGAAUAUACAAGAGGGGAGUUACUGGUACUUGAUUUACAAGGUGUGGGUGAAAGUUUGACUGACCCAUCUGUGAUAAAGGCAGAAGAAAAGAGAUCUUGUGAUAUGGUUUUUGGCCCAGCAAAUCUAGGAGAAGAUGCAAUAAAAAACUUCAGAGCAAAACAUCACUGUAAUUCUUGCUGUAGAAAACUUAAACUUCCAGAUCUGAAGAGGAAUGACUAUACACCUGAUAAAAUAAUAUUUCCUCAGGAUGAGCCUUCUGAUUUGACUCUUCAGCCUGGAAAUUCCACCAAAGAAUCAGAAUCAACUAAUUCUAUUCGUCUGAUGUUAUAA